This is a messenger RNA of Synchiropus splendidus (mandarinfish), 1414 nucleotides long. It is a transcript of the gene cnmd, whose product is annotated as chondromodulin. Bases 56 to 994 code for a protein of 312 amino acids. The record is from RefSeq and is a predicted model, not a curated record. The transcript has 7 exons. Lineage: Eukaryota; Metazoa; Chordata; Actinopteri; Syngnathiformes; Callionymidae. Gene Ontology annotation, biological process: negative regulation of angiogenesis; negative regulation of endothelial cell proliferation.
GGAAGAGAAGCGGAGAGCUGCUGGAGUAGGUUACCUCGGGUGUUUGGCUCCAGACAUGGACGGGAACUCAGAGAAAGUACCGAUCGCCUCAGCGGGUCCAGAAGACCUGCAACACUUCAUGCCUCCGGCGUACUCCGCCGUGUCGGUGAAGCCCGCCGCCACCAGCCGCCUGCUGAAGGCCGGUGUCGCGGUGCUGAUCGCCGGAGCGCUGCUGCUGCUGCUGGGCGCCGCCGGAGCGUUCUACUUCUGGAACAACAACGAAAAACACGUCUACAAUGUCCACUACAGCAUGAGCAUUAACGGCAAAGUCCAGGAGGGGGCGAUGGAGAUUGACACAGAGAACAACAUGGAGAGAUUCAGCACCGGCAGCGGGGCGGACAAGGCCCUCGAGGUCCACGACUUUGAGAUUGGCAUCACAGGGAUCCGAUUUUCAGGUGGAGAGAAGUGUUUCAUCAAGACCCAAGUGAAGGCUCGUCUGCCUGAUGUGGACACUCUGGACAAGGACUCGCUGACGACUGAGCUGCAGGAUGAGGUGAUGCCGGCCAAGUUCGAGGAGAACCUGAUCUGGGUGGCGGCUGGCGCGCCCAUCUCCGACUCUGCCUUCCUCAGCAGCAAGAUCAAGGACUUGUGCGAAGACCUGCCAAUCUUCUGGCUCCGGCCGACGUAUGCUACUGGCGGACAGAGGAAGACGAGGGCCGUCCAGCGUCGCCAGGCACCCGAGGAGGAGGAGGACGUGGAGGCAGAGUUCAACCCCGAGAACCCCUAUCAGAGAGGUCUGGAGGGCGAGCAGGGCACGAUGAACAUCGACCCCAUGCUGGACCACUCGGGCGUGUGCUGCCACGAGUGUCGCCGUGGCUACACCCACUGCCAGAGGAUCUGCGAGCCGCUGGGGGGGUACCAUCCCUGGCCGUACCACUACAGGGGCUGCAGAGUGGCCUGCAGGGUGAUCAUGCCCUGCAACUGGUGGGUGGCCCGAAUCCUUGGCAUCGUGUAGACGGCGGGAGGAAAAGAGGAAGUAGAAAGUUAGGUAGAAUGUGUUUUCUUCUUCUCCCCCGGGGGAAGCUGCUGGUCUGAGCGGAUUUGAGCGCCCGUGCGGAGAUAUAUGAUGAAUCUAGGGCAGACAUGACACGAGAACUCCCCCCCCCCCAACCCCCCUCCACGCUUCAAAAACACGCCAGUGAAGUGAAACACAGCGCUGCAGAACGUCAUUGAUUAAUCAGAGCUCGGUAUUACUCCUGUUUUCUUUCUUCAGUGUAAAUAAACACUCUCUCGCUCUCUCCCUCCUCUUCUCCAUGAGAAAUAUUUAUGACAAUGUACUGUAAACUUCCCCAACCUUUAAGUAUUUACCUGCAUUUCUGAGGCAAAUCUUACGAGUGCAAUAUUACUGAAUAAAGUUUUUUAGGGAAAUACUCAA